Molecule: messenger RNA, 12224 nt
Organism: Paramuricea clavata
Lineage: Eukaryota; Metazoa; Cnidaria; Anthozoa; Malacalcyonacea; Plexauridae
Source: the annotation of a GenBank genome assembly
AACCUGAAUUCCGUAACGAGUACACUGAAGGUUUGUAUCAUUUCCCUUUUUCUUAAAGAUUUAUUCAAUGAAAAAGAUAAUAGCAUAGUAGAUACGUAAUACCCGACCGGAGGGUUGAUGGCAAUAGUCGUUUUUGACAUUUCGAUGCGGUCACUAAUUUAAUAUCAGAAACAUCAACAAGUGAACAAAGCCCGCCAAGUUCGACGAGUUAUCGCGUUAAAAUUUGUGCGUUGUGAUUGAAUAUGUUGAGCUUUGUUCAUUUGUUGAUGUUUCUAAUAUUGAAUUAGUGAGGGAACCUAAAUGUCAAAAAUAACUAUUGCUAUGAACUUUUUUCGUGAGGUGGUCGCGUAUCACGUAAAACUGCUGUAUUGCUGUAAUUAUUCCUAUCUUUAACAGGCACAGGCACCGCUGGAAGUACAUCAGCUGGAUCUUCUUCCAACUCAAACUCUGGAUUUUGGACUGGUAAGUUUCUAAAUACUGCACACAUUUCGACUGAAAACUUUAAUAAAUUGCCCGAGUUGAACUCGAGAUGGCGACGUUUAAGGGGUGUAGUCCUAAGACGGUUCACUAUUACAGAUUACCAUUAGAAAUGUGAAGGGGAAUGGCGGGUGGAGAGGUUUCUGUCAUGCAUGCUUUUUGGGGUUCGCUUGGUGUGCAUGUUAAUGGUCCUUUCCUUACUGAAGGAAAGAGAAAUAUUAAAUGUAGAUCAUUAGCUUUUUUUACCCAUAUACAUCAAUCUGUUGUGAAAUUUGCAACAAGACCGCAGAUAAACGGAAAUUGAAUAAAUUGCAUUCAGUGGAUCAUAUUUUUAGGUCAAUAAUUAAUUGUACCAUUUUGUCCACUGCCACCAACGUUCCAGUAUUUGACCCGUAUAUAUACCUGGAGUGAGAACUCGAGUCCAAAAAGUGAAACCAAUAUGGAGCUGUUGAACGCAUUGAGGUUGAACGUUACUUCCAGUCCCUUUCCUGUUGUUUUUGUUUGCGCAGUUAACACGAAGCUGUAAGAAGUGUGGCAGAUUUUCGUAUUUUGACUUCGAUUUAAAGACUAAUACUAUGGUUUUAUAUAUGAACAGAGAACUUGUUUGGUGAUACGAUCUGUUAGAAAAAACUGAGUUUAGCUGGAGAAAAUGGUAUUAAAACUGUUUACGACCUUCAUAGAUAUUGGACGUCAAUUUCCUCCAUCUUGACCCCAAAGCCGGAUUUUGGUGGAAAUGGUGGGGCAGGUGGAAAAAAUUUAGGGGAGGUACAGCAGUCUAGCGGAAUGUUAUGGCUUAGAACGUGCCAUUGCCCCACACAGAGUUAACUACGUGACGUAUGCUUGUAUUGGGUACUUGAAUGGCUAACACUUUAAUUAAAUAAUUUCAAUUAUCUACUAACAUUUACUUUCAUCUAUCAUUUAACAUUUCCCAAGGAGAGGUACAUGGCUUAUCAGGGGUGGUGCAAAAAAUCUCAGGGGAUGUGCAAAACGAUUUCAGAGAAAGUGCGCAUCUCCCCACGGCUCCCCUGAAAAUCCGGCCAUGCUUGACUUCACUUUUCUCAUAUAGGCCGAAUGACUGAAGUUCUUGCUCCAGACAUAUAUAUAACUCACUGAUUUAACUUAAAUAACUGACGUCAUCGCCAGAUAAAUUUUAAUAAUUUGACUAUACUGUACCUUUAUUAAUUGAAAUUUUUUGUGCUAUUCAGGUGCUGCUGCUGGUGGGUUACUGGGAUACUUGUUUGGCGGGUAAUUAAUCAAGCUUUUUCAGUAUUUGACUAAAAUUGUGAUGUUCUUUUGGAAUCUACUUAUUGGAAAUACAGUAAUUCAUGAUUUUUGAUUGGCUAACGACCAACGUUUCGCUCGUAAUUUCCAUAUAAAAGCCCUUCCAGGCUUCCACACUUUUCGCGUUAACCCUGUGAGGAUCUCCAUCAAGGAAUCGUGUGAAUCAUGUCAACCAUGCCUUCUAUUUCUUUCAUUGCAGACGAACUAGAACUAACUAUCAUCACAAUCCCUACAACAGAGGAUGGGGUGGUGGUUGGGGUGGUGGUUGGGGUGGUGGUGGUUGGGGUUCAUCCUAUCAACAUACCCCUCAUUAUGGCAACACUGGUGGAUGGUCAUUUGGUAACUUUUUUGGUGGAAGUAGGCCAUACCGUCCUUCCAGUAAUUCUUAUGGUUUUUCUUCGUUUGGCGGGUGCUCCUCUUCAUCGUCGUCGUCACCAAGCAGCGGAUCUCGUACAGCGUCAGGUAAGGCCUGGUUCAAACUCAUUUUACAUGUGUCGAAUACAAUUCGCAUUUGAUUCGAGCGGACUGCAUGCAAAAUUCCACAUUUCAAUUAAAGCAUGAGACAUUAUCGCCUGUAUUCUAAAAGCUCACACUCAAUGAGUGGAGGUUAAAUUAAAUCUGAAUUUCUCUCGAGUGUCAGUUCUGUUUUUGAAUAGCUGGAGGGUGAGUAGUCACAUAGUAAGGUACGACACUAACCCUCCAGCUAUUCAAAAACAGGAAUGACACUCGGGAGAAUUAGCUCAGAUUGAACUUCCACUCAUUGAGUGUGAGUGUGAGUGUGAGUGAGCUUUUAGAAUACGGGCGUAAGACAUAGAAAAUCUCGUUUAUAAGAAUAUUAUAAGGUUAAAAUAGGCAGUAUGUAAAGAAUAUAAUUAGAAUAUGCCGAAGAUCGAACAUCGUUCAGGGGAAAGUAUGAAAACAUAUGAUUCGCUGUGAUGGCUCUAUUACAAACAACUGCAAAAGUACUGUACCUUAUGGUUAGUGAACUCCGAAAUUUAAGAAUCUCGUAAGAUAUUUUAAGCCUAAAUUUGUUGGGAAAAUAGAUAUAUACAAAGAUUUAUCUGUUCCUCAAGUAGGAACAGGUGACAUUUCAAUAACAUUAUAUGAAGUUUUUCGAAGCCACGCCCACAUGCAAAAUGCGACGUCUUAAACCACGUCGCACUUUGGUCGCGUUAUAUGACCGCACCGGUCGAAUUUAACGGUUACGGUCGACCGUAAUUAGAAACGUUGAAUUUUUCAUCUACAUAAUUCAAACUAUUUAAUGCGACACAUGCAAAAUGCGACGUUUGAAACGUGCCUAAGCAGCACUUGUUAAUUCUGUCCCCAUUCAAUAUGAAAAUUUCACCCGAGAAAUGUUAUGCGUGUGAAAUGCAAAUUUCAUCUAUGAAAUUCAGAAUUUUUACUUAUGAAAUUUAAACAUGUUCCUUGACAUGUGGAAGUAAGGACUCAUAUUAUGUGAAAAUUAAUUCCACACGAGAAAAUUUUCAUUUCUCAUGUGGAAAGACAGAUGUGAAAUCACGGAAAAUUGAAGAAAAGUUUUCGUGAAAACGGAUUAAUUAUGGGCAUAAACCAAACACUUUACUUACAUUGAAAAUAUCAAUUGAUUUGUUUGGCAGACUAUCUAUCUGCGGUAUAUUGAAAAUAAAUUGCAGCAAGUUACAGCAUUGAUUAAGCUUACUACAUAUAAUCGAAAUCAAAAUAAUUGAAGGACAUCCACGGAGCCUACAUUUUAGCUGCCGGUGAACGAGACAAGUUUAACAAUAAAGUUACUCUGUGAGAGCAAUUUUAACAUUUUCUCUCUAGAUGGAUUUUACGCUCCCUAUUUCGUCUCCUUUUAUUCCUCCUGUCUGACUUGAACUUUGUUUUCUGCAUGCUUUCUUCGCGGCCUUUAUUGCAAGCUUUUUACCAGGUGCAUAUCCACUGGCCCCUCCACAACCCCAUGCAUACCAGCCAGUUUUUUUGUCCCUUCUAAGAGUGAAACGUCUGCAUGACGACGGGGUAGGAAACUCUACAAAAAUUAUUUAUUUGAUUAUUGAAUUCGCCUUCUAUCAAUCAAUGUACAAAAUGUAAGCCCUGUCCCUGACAAACGAGGAUGAGACUUGAUGAGAGUUGCAAUUCUCUCAAAGCUUUCGACUCUCAAGGCAUGUUCACAUGAUUCAUAUUCUGCAUGGAGUAUGAAAAUUACUGCUAAGAAUAUAAUUCUUCUUUGUUGAGUUUAUGGAGAAAUUUAAAAUGCAAAACAAUAAAGAGACUGUAUCAUGCAUGAAUUAUACAAUGUAUCAUGCAUAAAUUAUACAAUGUAUCGUGCAUAAAUUUUUUCAAUUAUGCAUAAAUUAUACAAUUAUCAUGCAUAAAUUAUACAAUGGGCUAAUUAUGCAUUCAGUUUAGUCUGCCCAGGGUUAAUAGACCUAUUAACCGUGGUCUGCCCGGAGACAGACUUUUGCUUUUUAUCCCAAUAUAAUCAUUGGGCAAUUUCCAUUUUGGCUACUAAAACUAAAGAGGUUUUAAUUCAGUAAAAGUCACCAUAAAUCCGGAAGUAUGAAUAAGUUUAAAAUAGAAUAAAGGAUAGGAUUUAGCCGGCAGUAUGUAAAGAAAUAGGUUUACUUUGGCAAGUAAGUUUUAUAAUAUAAGAACCAGAGGAAAACUUAGUAUCAGUUGAAACAUUCAAAAGAUGCAAAGUUUGUCUUCAGAUUGGGUCUUAUCUUCGUAGCAAACAACCCACAGGAUUAAACAAAACACAGAAGUAAAACUGAUCGGUUAAAAAGACGUUAUACCCUUUAUAGAAAUUAAGAAAGUUAAAAAUUUUGAUAUGAAAUUUAUAUGUUGUGGGAGCUCCUUGUGCUUCUAAAAUAAUUUUUUCGUGCAUGAAAUUACUAUAUAUAUGUACCAACCAAAUGCAUUUUAGCGAGCUUUCGAGCAAGCGACUUUUUUGUCAACGCGAACGUCACCCGAAAAUUGAUGUAACUAAUUUUGGGGCAUUUUGCAUCAUAACGAUCGUACAAGCAAAAACUUUAAAAUCUUAUGGUUUGUCAUAUGUGUUGAAAAUGACCACAAACUGAUAUACAAAUCCAGGGUGCAUUUUAAGUGCAAUACGCCGAAGAUCUUCGGCGUGAGUUUGCCAAAUUACAAUACUAUAUCUAUAGUUAAUAUUGGCGUAUCUUCGGCGUAGAGUUCACAUGGAAUGAACUCUGGCUAUACAAACACAGUUUUUAAUCCCGCCCCCCCCCCCCGGCAAUCUGACACGCGUGUUGAAAAAAACGUCGUUGUUUGCUUAAGCUCGCCAUUAAACCAGCGAGGUAUAGCGGUAGUGGAAGUCAAAUUUCAACCUCUCUAGUGACGCGCGCAUUUUACUAGAAUUAUCUGACCAAUCGUAGAAUCGACCUGAAUUCUGUAUUUUAUUAUCACAAUUUGGAUACUUUAUUCACAUCCUUACCUGCUAAACACAGUAGAAGGCAUACCAAUAUCACCUUUGUUAAUAAUUGUGCCAUGCUCUGUAAGGCUCAAGAAUACUGAGAACUGCGAUGAUUCACUUAGACUGCUAUAUAAAAGUAAAUUUGACUGAUUGGUUGUCUGUCUGAAGCGACAUUUUUAUGCGUCUUAUAUUACGUCAUUAGCCAUCUUCUGGACUCUUCGCUGUUCCUGCGGUAGUAGAUGCUUCAAAUUCUGAAGAAACCGCAACGUUUCGAACAAAGAUCAAAAGGGGACGAAAGGAAAUAGUUACUCCAUGAGACCGUUCUACCCAAUCCAAACUACCUUUGAUAUUUGUUGAAAAUAGCAACAAUUAAAGCUUGAAAGACUCCUUUCUUUCUGAAAAAACUUGAGAAUGAGCAACAACAAACACUGAAUCAGUGUUCUGUGAGAAAAGUAGAAAACUAUCACAAAGCGGCAUAUUCUACAACCAUGAGUUUCGCCAAGGUUGCCACUACAGCCUGUUUCAUUCAACGAAGAAAUGUGGCUGGCAAUUUUCGUGUGUGUUGCUUAAUCAAACUAUGGUUGUGGUCAAUAAUUGAGCGGGUGGGAGUUGGGACGUCAUUGCGUGCAUUCCUUGAACGCCCAUCCGCUCACGUUUCGCCCACAACCGUUGAAAAGCAGCUCACUUUUCUCAAUUUGUUAUCCACUAGAAAAUUCCUUUGUUUGGUUCAAAUAGGGAAACCUUGGGGUAAGCGAAACUAUAUAGCUAUAUUUGCUCUAUAUCUAUAUGAUAUUGAUGAAGGACAACUUGAAUCGACCGCCAGAGAAUAUAUUUAAUUCCGGUUCGCUUAGGUAUUUCCCCAUUCUUAAAUUGGUAAGCAUGCAAGGUGCUUGCUUACUUCAUUGAUUCGUUGAUCAGCUUUUCCGGCUAAGAGAAUAAUAAUCAACAUAGACGGCAAUGAUGAAUAUCUCUUCAAAUUCUUCAUUCACGUAAAUGCAUGGAUCGAUAUCACUCAUGUUUUGGACAAUGUACAUUUUCGUCAAUUUGCUGUCAAGAACAGAGAUGCAACAACGUGGGGAUUGUUUGAGUGAGACUAUAAAUGCUUCGAUGUAUCCUGCAGACUAUAGAUGGGUGUUCGUUUUAGGAAACACGCAACCGGUUUCAAACAAAGAUGAAAAGGGGACGGAAGGAACUGGUGGUCACUCCAGCACUAAUUAGAUUCCUCUACCCAAUGUGAACAGUAUUUGAGUCUGUCGAAAUAACAACAAUUAAUACACAAAGACUCUUUUCUUUAUGAAAAUGAGUAACAACAAACACUGAUCACUUGACCAUAAGAGAACAACUUGAAUCGAGAGUUCCCUUCAUUAUAAGCAAUUUCCUCCCGCACAAUAUUGACUGCGCAUUGGCAAAAUUAGCUGGUCUAUAGGAACAAAUAAACAUAAAAAGCUGGGUAGAGAUAGUACCUAUAUAGUAGGGUAGAGAUAGAACCUAGGGCUGUCAUGUUAUGUAUGUGAUGAUGGGCUAGCCCAGGUAAUUGCGGUGGCUAUAAUCGUACAACAGCUUCAAGGCCUCAAUUCCUUAAAUGAUAGAAUUAUUUGUUUUAGAUUAUGUGUGUAUUAGAUUAUUUGUUUUAGAUUAUUGCAUGCGUGUAUAAACAUUAAUAAUCAAGCCAUGAAGAAAAAUUAAGGUACUUGGUUUUCGCCAUCUUUCAAAAUAAUUCUUUUAUUUUAAAACUGAUUUGAAUUGGUUGAAAAUAAUUUUACUAAAGUUUAUAUGACAAUUAAUACUUUAUAAAAUUGUCCUCUCGGCAAAGUUUACGAGCACAAUUUCAUAACAUAUGAAACGUCUUUUCGCGUUUAAAGCCAUUCCGAGACCCAUUUGAUGUCUUCGCCUUCUUGGUCGCUUCCCUCUUAAUAAAUCUCAGUUAUCCGCAUGUUUCCCUUGCAUUCCCUUUUGCAGUAGCUUUAUCAGGAGAAAAUCCUUGGGUGGCAGGAGCGUCUUUACACCUCCACAUAUACCAGCCAGUUAAACGGCUUUGUUUAAGAUCAUAUGGUCUUCUAAAUAGCCAACUUGAUGACGGACAAGGAAACUCUUUAAAUGAAUAAAGAAAAUUAAAAAUGUAGUUAACACGAAGCUGCCUUCACUUUUUGGACCCGAGUUCUCGCUCCAGAUAUAUAUAUAUAUAUAUAUAUAUAUAUAUAUAUAUGGAGCUCACUGUUCUGACAUAGAGCCAAUGUUAAUAUGUUAUCUAUAUAUAAAGAGUACUGUAGCCCAGGGCUCGAAUUUUAUCGCGGCAAUUGCCGUAGAGAGAGAACAUGCUGUGGAUCAUUGCGACAACGACGGCAAUUUUUUGCCGUAUAGUUCAAUUUUUAUACUAUUCACUGUGCAUUACUACUUUGGUAUUUGAAUUCAGAUGUUGAUCAAAUCAUGCGUAAAUCACUAAUUUAGACUCGGUUUUCUUCGAACUAAAAACACUAAAGAAAUACGUAGACACGUUUCUAGCUUGUCAAAAAUCCAAAAGUAACAAUAAAAUUAAAGUUUUAUUAUAGUAAUUUGAAAAAUGCCGUGGUAACUGCCAAAAUUGCCGUAGACAGCUGUUACGUUCUACGGCAAUUUUUAACGCCAUUGCCGCGUCGAUUGAUUUUAGGGAAAUUCGAGGCCUGCUGUAGCCCCAGGGAAAUUGUAAGCAUGGCCCGUGGUUAAUACUGUGCCGACAUAUUCGAUCAUUUCAUUUCUAAAGGGCCGACUACAUGGAGCAUUUUCAACUCCGGGGAUGAACUCAGCCCUGUUGACCGGAUUGAAAUUUCAACCCUGUCCGCAAUACAAAACUCUAUCAAAAUCAAACGCGCGAUUACAUGACAAAAUUUUCAACCCAGGGCCGAGUUCAACCCCGGGGUUCAAAUUUCAACCCUGGGUUGAAUUCAGCCAUGUAAUCGUAAUGUCAUGUAAUCGUUUCAGCCCGGGGCUGAAAUUAUUCGAGCAUGCGUGGUAGUGCCUAUUUAUUACAAGAAAACAAAAUGGAGGCUAUAUGGAGCAGCUUUUUUUUUACUUCCGGGAAUCAAUGUUGGGAGCGUAUAGCAUUUCAACCCCCGGGUUGAAAAUAAUCGUCCAUGUAAUCGCAAAAAAUUUCAACCCGGUUAGCAGGGCUUAGUUUCAACCCCGGGGUUGAAAAAGUGCUCCAUGUAAUCGUCCCCUAAUUCUGUCAUUUUUCAUCCCUUAAGAGUACGGAAUGUAAAUAAUGUGUUGGCCAAGAGUAGAAUACGGUCAUGCAUGUGUCUGCAACUACGUUUAGGUAACUUGCUUCUGUACCUGAAGUUGCGUAAAAGAAGCGCACUCGCAGUUUCGGCGACAAACACUAAAGGUAUCCAACGACAAAAAUACAAACACGUUAAUUUUGGUCGUCUCGCUUUAGAAAAUUUAUUCUGUAGUUCAUUUCACGUAUAUAGUGUAUUUAAAGAAAGAACAGAGUUUCUGUGUGCGUUUUGUAAACAAAAUUGCUAAAUAUCAUUCCUAAAUUUUCAUCAGACAGUCUAGAAUGACAAUUUCAUAAUUUUAUAUACGACCCAAAUUCUAAUAUACAUACAAUACAGGUAACUGUAUGGUAAUCAUGAAUAAGAAUCUUACCUGCCAAACAGAGCAAAAGACAUAACACUAUCACUUUAGUCGAUAUUUUUGCCAUGCUAUAUAUAUGAGUUCGAAGCUUCUACCAGAACUGUGACAGUUCAAUUCAAUAACACUGAAACCACAGAAUGAAUGCAACUAUGUAUGAUCUGACCUUUUUAUGCUAUCUAUAUUACGUCAUUAACACCCGUCGACAAAAACUGAUUUCCUCUUUCCGCAAGCUGGUUAAAGUACUAGGUUUUUCUGAACAAAAAUUUAAAUCCCCUCAUUUCCGGGAGACCAAUGGCAGUAGAGGUUUGGAGCUUUGCUAGAUCGUGCAAAUGUGCAAUUCAUGCCUCGUGAUAUUUGCACAUUAUCAUAAUUGUAUCAUAAAUUUCGUAGUUUAAUUAAUAAUAAGGAAAUCGUGUUUAUAUUUAUUAAAUUAGUCAAACUAAGAUUAUUUUGCCUCAUUUCAAGUUUGAGUUGGUAAAUGCUGAAUCAUGUCAAUAUAUAUAUCCUGCUUCCGUAUCGUUCUGUUUUCUGACGUAAAUCUUGGUUUACUUUUCAUUUCCUUUAAUAAUAUCGCUGUUUACACAUGCAUGACGUCAAUGCGUCUCACUAAGCGCCAUUUUGUGGUUGAUAUUGAAGGAAAUAUUGAAGGAAAUUUUAAAAAAUUUACUUCGUCUCAUUUGAAAGAACUUUGAAAACUAUAUGUAAAACUCAUCUGCCGAUUUUUGACCCAAAAAACCUUCGGUUAAUUUCUUGUUUGGUUUUAAUGACGUCAAAAGCAGGGUUAGCGGUUAAAAUUAUACCUCGUUGACCAAAUAACAAUUAUUAGUUUAAUCGAUGUGUGGACUUAUUAUGAUUAUGACCAUCAUAAAAAAUUCGCGUGACCCUGCAUGCUUGCGACAGUUCACUGAUUUACGAUCAUUUCAGGAAAAAUAUUUCAACUUGAAAACGAUGUAAAAGUGCUUUCCACGUAAAUUUAAGAUUUCAAAUUUAUUGUCACACAAUCUAUUUAAUGUGUGCGUUAGCCGUUAUACAGUAAAGUUGCUGAGUUAUUUUGGUUUGUUUUAGAAACAUCGCGCAUGAAUAGUGAAAUAUAAAUCUUCGCUCAAAAUAAGGAUAUCGACUAUAGUCUAUACUACAUUAUUUUAAACCUUAAAGUCAAAUUGAAGUCGAAAGAAUGCGUUUUUUUCUAGAGAUUUGUUGCGUAUAAAAACACACUGCACAUAUAAUAAGGAAAUCACAUUUUUUGCUUCAACUCGAAAUUUCGGUGCCAAACCAGGCCCAAACGAAAUUUGGCAUCGCUUAAUAUUCGCUGCGUGAGUUUGUUAAGGCGGAUUUCCAGUCCUCGCACGAAGCUCGCUGCGAGUGAUGCAUGAGCACUUUCAUCCAAUCAAAAUGCUAAACAGUUAAUUUAAUUUUAAUUAGAUGCAAGCACUCGCUGCAAGGAGCUUAGACUUGCUCGAAGUCUCUCUUUCAUUGUCAUAUCGAUCCACUAUAGUGUAAGUUACAUGACGUUGCACGGAGAGGCGGGGCGAGAAAGAGAGACUUGUCAACUUCGGAAAAUCUCGGUUCAAAACUGAACCGAAAAUGCAAGACUUGCUUUAAUUCUUUUCCUUCAAUUUCUUUCUGUAUUAUUUACUAUAAUGGAACUCAUGUUAUUUACACUGUGCUAGAUCAAUACAUAUAAACACUGACAGAAAACAAUUAAAGCAAAUCUUGUAUUUUCGGUUCAGUUUUGAACCGAGAUUUUCCGAAGUUGACAAGUCUCUCUUUCUCGCUCCGCCCCUCCGUACUACGUCAUGUAAUGUACACUAUAGUGGAUCGAUGCUAUAUGACAAUGAAAGAGAGACUUGGAGCAAGUCUACGAGGAGCUUCGUGCGAGGACUGGAAAUCCGCCUUUAGUCUGUUAAUUAAGUCGCAUUCCGCGACUGUCAAACCUUUAUUUUUUUAAUUAAUCUAGAACUUUAUGACUGUUUUCCGGCCCGUAUAAACAAUUCAAGACUUCCAACUCUCAUCAACUCUAAUGCUCGUUUCAGUCUGGGCUGUAUGUAGUUUGUUAACAAGAUUUUGGGGGGAAUUGAAGGGUAUUGUACUGUAGAUGAAAGUUUCGAUUGUAAAUGUUAUAGCUACAUUUAUUUAGACUAACCUGGAGCAGCUGUGAAAAUAGACUUGCUCCAAGUAUCUCUUUCAUUGUCAUAUAGUAUCGAUCCACUAUAGUGUACAUUACAUGACGUAGCACGGAGAGGCGGAGCUAGAAAGAGAGACUUGUCAACUUCGGAAAAUCUCGGUAAAUGCAAGACUUGCUUUAAUUGUUUUCUGUCAGUGUUUAUAUGUAUUGAUCUAGCACAGUGUAAAUAACACGAGUUCCAUUAUAGUAAAUAAUACAGAAAGAAAUUGAAGGCAAACAAUUAAACCAAGUCUUGAAUUUUCGGUUCAGUUUUGAACCGAGAUUUUCCGAAGUUGACAAGUCUCUCUUUCUCGCUCCGCCUCUCCGUGCUACGUCAUGUAAUGUACACUAUAGUGGGUCGAUAUGACAAUGAAAGAGAGACUUGGAGCAAGUCUACUGUGAAAAAUGCAACUAUAUAUAUGCUCUCAGACAGGAAUCGAACAUGCGACCCUGCAUGCGAUGACAACUGGACUCUGUAGCUCAGUUGGUUGGAGCCAGGGCGCUUAUAUAUACAUCUAAUUCAAAAAAGGUUGUCCUUUGCAAAACUUUAACUCUAAGCGUGCAAAGCAUAAUGGAGCAUCUUUUAAUCUGUUUAGAAAUCAUAUAUGGGGCCCAUUUCUUAGACACAUGGGAAAUAUCUCCUUAUACGAGAACAAUUCAUUCACAAGUAUAGCGGCGAUAUUCAACAAUACUAAGCUUGAAACCUAUUAAGCUUUGCGCGCUUAGAGUUUAAGGUUUAUGGCUUAGAGUUUAAGACUUUGCAAAGGACUUUUUUUUAAUUGGCUGUAUAAGCGCCCUAGCUGGCUAGAGCUGCACCUGUAUCGCAGGGCCGCAAGUUCCUCCCAUAGGUUCUAUAUUUCCUCGCAUUUUUCACUUGCAACAAAAUCUGAUUUCAACGCAUGUUAACUAGAAAUGUCGACACAUGUUGCCUUGUGAUUUGUAAUUUAUGUGUAAACAUUUUCACUUAACAUGCGUUGAAAUCAGAUUUUGUUGCAAGUUGCAGCAAUUUUGUUGCUCGUGUAACUCGAUCCAGUCUAAAUAAUUGUAUAAAAUUUACACUCUAAAAUUCCAUCUCCAAAACUUAACCCUUCCAUGUUUGUUAGUUUUUUUGGAAUAAUAAGCCUUAGUAUUUAUUCAAAAAUAGUAUACGUCUUGCACCGCACUGUACUAUGUCUGGUUUUAAUAUUGUACACUCAUCGUAUUUAUAUCGGUUCGUUUAGGAAUGGGUGGAACUUCAAGGCGAUGAUUUAUCUAAAAGAGCUGCAUCAAUAAACAUUG